AUGGCGGAGCCAGGCUCGGUGCAGCCGCACUUGUUGCUGCCCCCGGGGCUGCUGGAGCUGUGCGCGCUUCUGGGAGCCCACCGGGAGAGCCUCCACGACCUGGAGCAGGUUGCCCAGAAAAAGGGAAAGAAAAAUCUUCUUCCUCUUGAGCCUGAGGUUCUUUCUGUCUUUGUACCUCCGUUUAUCAGUAAAGAAGAUGGUUCAACAGCUGGUGCCAAUUGUAAUAAUCUGAAUAAAAUAAGAAGAAGAUCUUUCAGAAAAAAGAGAGAUAGGCUCAAAACUGAAAACUGGAAGAGCUCCCAAGGAGGUCAGAAAGUUACUGAUAUGGAGGAUGUUAGCAUUCCAAAUGAUGUGGAUCUGAGUGCUUUGCCACAGCUGUGCUUUCCAGGAGGACUCUGUGUAGCUCCCGAACCCAAAGAAGACCAAGUACAUUUCCUGGUCCUUACUGACGUAUGUGGCAAUAGAACCUAUGGUGUGGUGGCACAAUACUACAAACCUGUACAAGAUGAACACUGCUUCUACAAUGGCAAAACACACUGGGAAUUACCUGGACACACCAUGCAUGCUGUCAGCUGCUUUGUGCCAUUUGCUAUUUGUCUUAUAUCUAAAUAUCCAUAUUAUAAUGCCUUCAGAGACUGUCUUUCAUGUUUGUUGGCACAAGUGAAACUUUGUAAGGAUUUUGAAGUUGAUCAGCGAAUAAAAGAAUUUGCUGCAAAAUUGUCUUUAAUCCCUAGUCCUCCACCCGGACCACUCCAUCUGGUAUUUAACAUGAAGCCCCUUCAGAUAGUGUUUCCUUCACGAGCAGAUCCCGACAGCCCCAUCAUAGACCUGGACCUUCACCUUCCCUUACUGUGUUUCAAACCUGAGAAGGUAUUACAGAUCAUAACUUGCAUUUUAACUGAACAACGAAUUGUCUUCUUCUCUUCGGACUGGGCUCUUCUUACUCUCAUUGCUGAGUGCUUCAUGUUGUAUCUUCACCCUAUUCAAUGGCAGCACACCUUUGUACCCAUCCUUUCUGGUCAGAUGCUGGACUUUGUAAUGGCGCCUACGUCCUUCCUUAUGGGCUGCCAUGUUGAUCACUUUGAAGAAGUUAGCAAGGAAGCAGAUGGUUUGAUCCUAAUAAAUAUUGACAGUGGGAAUAUUACUUACUCCAAAUCGUCGGAUGAUGAUAAUGAUGAUAUUCCAGACAUCCCUUUGCAAGCUGCCCAGACAUUCAUUCAAAGGGUAGAAGGCCUUCAGUUGCACUAUGAUCUAGAACUCUCCCAUCUAAUGCCCAGCACAGACUUAGGGGAGGUCCAAGCCCGUAGAAGGGCAUGGCAACAAAAACGGAAUUCUGAAAUGCAGCAAAUUACUUUACAACUAAUUGUUAACAUCUUCAGAGAAGUAAAAAACCAUCUUAAUUAUGAACAUAGAGUGUUCAAUAGUGAAGAAUUUCUCAAAACAAGAGCACCAGGGGAUCAACCAUUUUAUAAAAAGGUGUUAGAGACCUACAUAUUUCAUUCUUUCCUUAAAGCUCGUCUUAAUAGAAGGAUGGAUGCCUUUGCUCAAAUGGAACUUAGCACUGAGUCUGAGGAAGACAGACUGAAUGUCAUGCUUGUUAGCCCAAGAAGACCAACAAUUGAGAAAAUGGCCUCUCGAAGAUUCCCUGCCCAGCAGUUAGCUAAAAGACGAAUGGUAAUGAGCAUGCCAAAUCUACAAGACAUAAAUAUACCUGAAUUACCCCCAAGGAAUUCAUCACUUCGGAAAAUAGAAACUGUGAAUAGUUGUAAAGGCAAUAAUACAGUUCCAAAGUUGACCUCCAAAUCAGUGUACACGUUCAAGAUACCAGAAAUACAUUUUCCACUGAUGAGUCAGUGUGUUCAUUCCUAUUAUGCUGAUUUUAUCAACCUUCUGAGUAAAGCUAUCAAUUGCCCACCAUCUGAUAACUCUGUGCUGCUGGCAAGGUAUCUCUACCUUCGAGGACUCGUUAAUUUAAUGCAAGGGAAACUCCUGAGUGCGCUUUUAGAUUUUCAGAGUCUAUACAAAACGGACAUCAGAAUUUUUCCUGCUGAUCUCAUAAAUAGAAUGGUGGAGUCCAUGUCUUCUUCGGAGCGUUCCCAAGCUGAACGGCAGCCUGAGCUCAAAAGACUUAUUAGUGAAAUAAUGGAAAAGCCAAGAGAAGUCACCAAGGUAGAUGACCACGUGAAAAACUUUGAGUUACCCAAGAAGCAUAUGCACCUGGAUGAUUUUGUGAGGAGAAUACAGGAGUCAGGAAUUGUGAAGGAUAUCAAAAUUAUCCACCAGCUGUUUGAGGCAUUAACUGUAGGGCACCAGAAGCAAAUUGACCCUGAAACAUUCAGAGAUUUCUACAACUACUGGAAAGAGACUGAGGCAGAGGCUCAGGAGGUCAAUCUUCCACCCCAGGUCAUCGAGCACCUAGAUAAAAACGAAUGUGUCUACAAACUGUCAAGCUCGGUCAAAACGAACUUUGGAGUGGGGAAAAUAGCCAUGACCCAGAAGCGCUUGUUCCUCCUUAUGGAAGGAAGACCCGGCUAUAUGGAAAUUUCUACCUUCAGAAAUAUAGAGGAAGUGAAAAGUACAACUGUAGCCUUUCUGGUUCGAAGGAUACCCACUCUAAAAAUUAAAACUCUUUCCAAAAAGGAAAUCUUUGAGGCUAAUCUUAAAACAGAGUGUGAUCUUUGGCACCUGAUGGUCAAAGAGAUGUGGGCUGGAAAGAAAAUGGCUGAUGAUUAUAAGGAUCCCCAAUAUAUCCAGCAAGCACUGACCAAUGUUUUGUUAAUGGAUGCUGUGGUUGGUGCACUUCAGUCAUCAAAUGCUAUUUAUGCUGCCUCCAAAUUAUCUUAUUUUGAUAAGAUGAAGAUUGAAAUGCCUAUGUCAGUUCCAAAAACAACUUCAGAGACACUGAAGCAUAAAAUAAAUCCUUCUUUAGGAGAAACUAGCCCACAAGCCAUAGAUAUCUUGCUAUACACGCCAGGACACCUUGAUCCAGCAGAAAAGAUUGAAGAUGCCCAUCCCAAACUGUGGUGUGCCUUAAGUGAAGGCAAAGUGAUUGUAUUUGAUGCAUCGUCCUGGACAAUUCAUCAGCAGUCCUUUAAAGUCGGAACUGCUAAGUUGAAUUGUAUGCUGAUGGCGGAACAGAAUCAAGUUUGGAUUGGCUCUCAGGACUCCAUUAUUUACAUUAUUAACAUUCAUAGUAUGUCCUGUAACAAGCAACUCACUGAUCAUCGCUCUAGCAUCAUGGAUUUAAUUGUAGAAGAUGGAAACAAGGAAUCUAGCGAAGUUUAUUCAUGCAGUCUGGAUGGAGUCAUCAUUGCUUGGAAUGCCGGUACCCUGAAAGUGAACAGGAGAUUUCACCUGCCCUGUCAGACUCUGACUUCUAUUAAACUUCACAACGGCCGCCUUUGGUGCUGUAUAGGCCAUAGCAUUAUGGUUGUGACAACAAAUGGGUUUCUUCGGCAAGAACUGAAAAUUGAUGAGCUUUUUAAGGAAAUAUCCACCUCUUUCCUCUGUUUCCAGCUGGUCCCUGAGCAAGACCAGGUCUGGGCGGCAUGUGCGGGACACACGGACGUGUACGUCUGGAACAUAAAGGAUUUCUCAAGGCCACCUCAUAAAAUUCAACUUCAGGACUGUUCCGAGAUCAGCUGUAUGAUCAAAGUGAAGAGCCAGAUCUGGGUUGGCAGCAAAGGACUGUCCCAGGGGAAAUACAAAGGAAAAAUCUAUGUGAUUGAUGCUGAUAAGAGAACUGUAGAGAAAGAGUUGGUGGCUCACGCUGACAUGGUGAAGGCUUUGUGUUCAGCAGAGGACCGAUAUGUGCUGAGCGGUUCAGGCAGAGAAGAAGGAAAGAUUGCUAUUUGGAAAGUUGAAUAA
This is a messenger RNA of Gracilinanus agilis (Agile Gracile Mouse Opossum), 3867 nucleotides long. It is a transcript of the gene DENND3, whose product is annotated as DENN domain containing 3. Bases 1 to 3867 code for a protein of 1288 amino acids. The record is from RefSeq and is a predicted model, not a curated record. The transcript is spliced from 23 exons. NCBI's taxonomy places the organism in Eukaryota, Metazoa, Chordata, Mammalia, Didelphimorphia, Didelphidae. Gene Ontology annotation, cellular component: cytoplasmic vesicle. Gene Ontology annotation, molecular function: protein binding. Gene Ontology annotation, biological process: regulation of Rab protein signal transduction.